GUUUUUUAGGGAAAAUUGGCGAAAAACAUGAUCUUUAUUCUACCGUUAGUCAUCUCUUUAAGUUUCUUAUGAAUGGCGUGUGGACUUGGAAUGGUUUCUGAGAGUCUAGCGAAAUAUAAUUUUUCUCUUAAUUCUGACAUAAAUUAUUUAAUGAAACGACAUUGUCACAAUUACAUAAAUUUAGUUAUCAAACUUGAGCUUCAAGAACUCAAAAAGUGCAAACUGAAACAGAACUUUUACAAGGGCUUGCCUACCAGUGAUGCCAACACCAAAGUUUUAGAAGAGGAACUAAAAAAAGAAAAAGAUUUGAGGAGUUUCAUAGAUCAGCAUUCAAAGACUCUUGGAAGAUCCCAAAGUCAACUUCUACAAACUCGCUUUGACACAGUUCGUCCCACUUUUGAUGACUCCAAACAUUCUUUUAAUCUAAAUCAGCCGGCCACGUAUAGCGUCCCUGAUCCUGAUCGUAAUUUAGGAUCGGAUCUUAUUUCAGAAGAUUUGAAGCGCGAGGGUGGCGGCCCUAGUUAUCAAGAUCUUGAAAAAGAGGAGAUCCAAUUUUUACAUUUUGAAACGUUAAAGUUAAAAGUCGCUGAUCUUGCUAAAAGGAACGGAAUCAAGAAUGUUUCAGUGGAAUGCUGCUUUCUGCUUUCUGUUGCUCUUCAACAGAAACUUCGUAGUAUGAUAGAGAAGAUGUUUUUAAACUGCAAUCACCGAUUAGAAUCCAUUCGGCCGGGACAAGGCACGUACACCACUCAAGAUUUUAAGAAGCGACUACAACUUUUUAAAAAAUUAGAUAAAAUUGUAUUCGACAAAAAACAAGAUGAAGAGCGUGAGAUGAUUAGAAAAGUUGAAAAGUCGCGGCUUAAACUUUCUGAUGUCGAUGCUCAGCAGUUGCGUCAGAAAGCGAAGCAAUUAAGAGACGAGGAAGAAAUGAAACAUACGCAUCUUGCAGCUAACCAAACUGCGAUGGCCCGCAUUUUAGACAUUAAUAAAAAGAGACGGUCGAUGCUCUCGUUUGGGAGCAAGAGCUCAGCCAGUUACCUCCGCGAUUUGGACGCCUUGGAUCAGCCAGCCACGUGGACCUCAAGCCAGGCUUCUUUGGCUACACCUCUUACUCCCCGCCGCCUUAGAAGAGUUGUUCUUAAGGAUUUUGUUAAGAGCCUUGAAGAGGAUAGAGACUUGGCUAAGUCGCUUCUACUGCAUCGUGCUUUACUUCGACUGCAUUAA
Molecule: messenger RNA, 1224 nt
Organism: Zophobas morio
Lineage: Eukaryota; Metazoa; Arthropoda; Insecta; Coleoptera; Tenebrionidae
Product: transcription initiation factor TFIID subunit 4B-like
Exons: 11
Coding region: 73-1224 (383 amino acids)
Biological process (GO): transcription initiation at RNA polymerase II promoter
Cellular component (GO): transcription factor TFIID complex
Molecular function (GO): DNA binding; RNA polymerase II general transcription initiation factor activity; protein heterodimerization activity
Source: RefSeq, a predicted model, not a curated record